This is a messenger RNA of Kluyveromyces lactis, 1122 nucleotides long. RefSeq names its product putative aminopeptidase. The coding region runs from base 1 to 1122 and encodes 373 amino acids. Gene Ontology annotation, molecular function: metalloexopeptidase activity. The record is from RefSeq and is a predicted model, not a curated record. The transcript has a single exon. Gene Ontology annotation, biological process: proteolysis. Lineage: Eukaryota; Fungi; Ascomycota; Saccharomycetes; Saccharomycetales; Saccharomycetaceae.
AUGAAGUUUGGGUGGUUCUUGUUGGCAGCUUCUGUGGCAGCUUUGCCAUUUGAUAGUUUACAUGUUCUUGAGAUCGAGGAAGGUAAGACUAUUAUGGUACGAGAGACCGAGAAAUGGUCUCUCAAGAGGAAAGGAGUGCAAUUCAUGGAUAUUACCAAUUUUCCCAAAUUACUUAAGUCCAAAGAUGAAAAGGCUGUUGUGCCAGUGUACCGUUAUCCGAAGGAAACUCAAUGCGACGAAAUUGUAAAUUCGUUGUCCAAGGGAGUUGAUAAGGUUUCAAUGCAUGAUAAUUUGGCAAAAUUCACAAGUUUCUACACUCGCUAUUACAAAUCUGACACGGGGUACGAAUCUGCUGUUUGGCUCUCCGAGAAAUUAUCUAACAUCACUAGUCCAUUGAACAAUGACGUUGUCAUUGAACAUGUUCAGCAUAAAGGUUGGAAGCAAUUCUCCAUCAUCGUAUCGAUUAAAGGAGCACAAACUCCCGAGAACAUUGUCGUAAUGGGAUCGCAUCAGGACUCUAUGAACCUUUUAUUGCCAUCGAUACUUGCUGCGCCAGGAGCUGAUGACGAUGGAUCUGGUACCGUAACCAAUCUAGAGGCAUUGAGAUUAUACGUUGAACAUCUCUCUACAACAGGUUACAGACCCAAUAACACCAUUGAGUUCCAUUUCUAUAGUGCAGAAGAAGGUGGUUUACUAGGUUCUUUGGAUGUCUUCACCAGGUAUGCAGAGGAGAACAAAAAAGUCGUCGCAAUGUUGCAACAAGAUAUGACCGGAUAUGUUGAAGAUCCAGAAAAUGAGCAUGUUGGUGUCAUUACUGAUUAUACCACGCCAGGUCUAACUGAAUUUAUUAAGUUGAUUAUAAGAAGAUUCUUGGAUAUUCCUUACGUGGAAACGGAAUGUGGAUAUGCAUGUAGUGAUCACGGAAGUGCAACGAAGAAUGGAUUCCCCGCUUCCUUUGUCAUUGAAAGUGAGUUCAACAAAUCUAACAAAUACAUUCACAGUACGAUGGACACUUUAGACAGACUUUCAUUUGAUCACAUGGCCCAGCAUGUAAGGUUAGUCGUUGGUUCCUUAUUCGAACUUGGGAACUGGGAAUUUAAGCUGGAAGAAGAGACCAAAUGA